This is a messenger RNA of Lytechinus variegatus (green sea urchin), 1044 nucleotides long. RefSeq lists its product as uncharacterized. Lineage: Eukaryota; Metazoa; Echinodermata; Echinoidea; Temnopleuroida; Toxopneustidae. The record is from RefSeq and is a predicted model, not a curated record. The transcript has 4 exons. Bases 176 to 823 code for a protein of 215 amino acids.
ACAUGCCAAACGGCAUACAGGGGGAUGUUUCAGUUGAGUGAAUAUCUACUAUAAGCACACGUUGCAGAUCGUCGUCUUGUAUAUAUUAUUCGCGUAAUACUUAUUAGUCGGCUUCACUUGGUAUAUCAUAGAAAGCUAGUAAAGGUAUAAAUUGUGUCAUACAUGAAGAACCAUCAUGCCACCGUUAAGCCUGCAUGCAUGUUAUGUUUAUACUACAAUAUUCACCAUCAUCAGGUUUGCUACAAACUCAUGUCUUGGAGUUGAGGCGCUUAUUUGUGAUUCCCAUCAUGGCAGAACGUCGACGACCACGACGACGACGGCGUACUAUGAUGAGGAGGAACAACCACUGACGAUAUGUCAUGAAAGAACAGUCGAAGAAAUAUUGAAUAAAAAUAAGCUCCAUGUUUUUGAAGUGGAUGAGACGAUACACAAAAGCAACGAUCUAGCUCUUGCGGAUGGUACUGGCGUUAUGACUGCUAUCAUUAGAACAAGUUACAAUUCAUCUCCUUUGGAAAUCGCAUUCGUUGUAGCAACACAUGCUGUUAAUCUAGACGUAUUCGUGGAAGGGGACGGUACCCUUAGUAAAGUAUUCCUGAUCACAUCCUGGAAGAUAAGAAGCAGUGUGUCUGUUACAAGUAGUACAACAACUCCUCAAAUUGUACAACUUGACUGCAGUGACGUGUCGGCAAAGUCAACAAAAUUAGUAUUCACUACCACAAGUAAUUGCGAAGUGGAACAAUAUCAUCACUACUUCAGCUCUUCCUAUAUAACGACUGUUACACAAACAGAACGAGCAGACGAAUGGAUAGUUGAUUUGAGAUGACAUUAGCAGCCAUUUUCUUUCAUUAAAUAAGUUUCAAGUUUAUUCAAUUGAUUUCAAAUCCAAACAUAAAUAACUACAAUUAAAUAAAAAUAAACAAUGUUUACAAAUUAUCAAACAAAUUUACAUAGAUAAAUCAACAUUUCUAAAAAUAAACAAAACGAAAAACAUAACAAAACUAAAACAGAAAAAACCUAAGCUAUAUGCUGUCAGGUACUGCUUGG